ACCCUGGUGAAGGAGAUCCUAGGGCUUCUGCGCUCUCUUUAUCAAAAGGGGGUUUGAGGAUUCCUCCCUUCUUCUAGGGUUAAGGGGGAUUGUAAGCCUGCGCAUCCGAUAGCCUUAGAGAGAGAUUGAAUCUUAUUAUCUGAAAGAGAUUAUUUGUUCUUUAUUUUUGGUUUUCGCGCUGCUUUUUCAGUUGUUUUGGUUUUGGGUAUUUCCCUGAAUUCGGAAAACCUAGAAACUUUAUUUCUUUUCGAUACCAAUAACUCAGCUCCUUGGGAAUUAAACUUGGUCACAGGCGUCAAAAGUGGAAAGGGGGUUUCCUUGCCAACCAAGAUCGCAUUCGAUAAAACCCUAGGUUGAGGGAUUUUGAACCCUAGCUCGAGGGAUUUUGAGAAUCUGGUCUCUGGUGAUUGUUUUGGGGCCAAGAAGUUGCAGAGCAUCCUUUUGGUUGAAGUUUAGGGGGUUGAAUCUUGUUUUGGUUGGGAGAGGCUCUGCAAUGUCUCGCUGCUUUCCUUUUCUACCUCCAGGUUACGGGGAUAACGGCAGGGAUGGUGGCUUCUUGUCACUCUCCUCAAAGGAGGACAGGCGCAAGGCCAAGAGAGAGAAAAAGGAGAGAGAGAAAGAGAAGAUAGAGAAGAGAGAGAUAUCCAAUCGGGAGAGGAAGGAAGCAAGGCAUGGUGAUUGUGAUCGGAAGAUAGAGAAGAAAGAGAUAUCCAAUCAGGAGAGGAAGGAAGCAAAGCAUGGUGAUUGUGAUCGGGGUAGCAAGCAUGAAAAAAGGAACUCUAUGUUGGAAAGCUGCACAGGCAGGAAAGAGGAAGAAUGUGAACACAUGGAAAAGAGUGGGCUUACUGAAGAGCAUGGGCAGUUGACCUGUGAUAACCAUCUUGAUAGUGCUCAUUCCAUGGCCAGCAAUACCAACAACAACAAGCUUUACGGUACUCAUUCCAUCCCUAUCAACACCUGUGACAACAAGAGGAAGAGGGUUCACCAUGAAAUGGGCUCUUCAAUCAAUGAGCCACUUGAACAGAAGCUCAAAUCGAUUGCUCACACACAUGGAAGUGGACUCUGGAUACGAUUGCCUUCACUCAAAAACAAAUCACAGCAGCUACUAGAUAAGCAGGCUAGUGUUUUAAGGGAAGAGCCAUUGCAGCGGCCGCCGCUGAAUAGGCAAAGCCAGGCCACUCAUCUUUCUAUAUGUAAGACCAAAGAGCCACAACAAGGUCCAAAGAAGCAAAGCCAGGCCAGACCUCCUUUGCUUAAAACCAAAGAGCCUCUUCUGCUGCAUAAGCAAAGCCAGGCAACAUGGCCUCGUUUGCUUCAAACAGAAGAGGCGCGAGUGUUGAACAAGCAACGCCAGGCCACCCAGGCUCCUUUAGUCAAGACCAAAGAUCUACAAAAACUGCUGAAUAAGCAAAGCUGGGCAACGCAGCCACAUUUGGUUAAGAUUAAAGAGUCAUCACAAGUGCUGGAUGAAGAGGAGGCCCCCCUGCCCACUGUUGGCUCUGAUCAUCAAAGAAGAAAGGAUACAAAUGUUAGGGCAGAGACCAGCAAUAGAUGCAACACUGAACUAAGUGAAGAAGACCUGUUUGCGACAUUGAUCAAAGAGUGGAAACCUAUUCCAAUUCAUCAGGAACUGUCGGGGGUUGAUAACAUGGAGUGGCUUUAUGAGAGAGAGCAGCAACAGGAGCUGAGAAGCGAUGAGCUUGAAGACAUCAGAGUUGCUAAGUCUGCCCUGGGAAGCUCAUCAAGUGCCUUUUACAUGCCGUCCAUAGGUAUUCAUGCAUUGCCUUUUGUGCUUCCAUUCUAGAGGAAGAGAAAGAGCUCAUGAAGUGUAUGGUGGGAUUUGUACGUGUUUAGAGAGAGAGAGGCGAGGUGGAGUCUCAGCCUGUUUUUGUCUUGGCUGAGAAUUUUAAGGGGGGGGUUUGAGCCGAAUGAUCCUUUCGUGGUGGUUUGGGUUUGGUGAGAGAGAUAAGUUAGUGUAGUUUCUCAUUGUUUCUAUUCUUUCAUUUUGAUUUAAUGAAAUUCAAGGUUUAGCUCCUGCCGUGGAGUUCAGUUCAA
Amborella trichopoda is the source of this 2055-nucleotide messenger RNA. RefSeq lists its product as uncharacterized. Lineage: Eukaryota; Viridiplantae; Streptophyta; Magnoliopsida; Amborellales; Amborellaceae. The record is from RefSeq and is a predicted model, not a curated record.